This is a messenger RNA of Ictalurus punctatus (channel catfish), 874 nucleotides long. It is a transcript of the gene ecscr, whose product is annotated as endothelial cell surface expressed chemotaxis and apoptosis regulator. The record is from RefSeq and is a predicted model, not a curated record. Bases 251 to 697 code for a protein of 148 amino acids. The transcript is spliced from 7 exons. NCBI's taxonomy places the organism in Eukaryota, Metazoa, Chordata, Actinopteri, Siluriformes, Ictaluridae.
CACAGCAGUCUCUCCCUGAAACCAGGAGUAGGCACGAAUACACUCACACACACAGUCAAUCACCAGGAUACAACCACACUUUACACCAUCUUGUUCCUCCCAUCAGGAGUUGCACAUUGCCGUGGACUCACUCACAUGUGCACACUUUAAAACUUGACUGCACUGUCUCUUUUAAUACACAUCUAUGCCUGGUGAGCUUUAAUAGUCAGCAUUUUUCUAGGAACACACCUAAAACUCUGUGGAUAAAGCUAUGGCUCUACUCUUAUAUCGUUUUAUUGUCCUCUGUAUGUCUGUAUCGCUUGUUGCAGUGACUGACGAAAGUUCAGUAACUGAAAACCCAGUAAAUACAACUAAUAUGAAUGUAACACAACAAACAGGUGAUGGUGCUAAACCAACACAGACGCCAGACAACGGGCUCACAAUGUUAGCCUUUGGUGUGAUGAGCUUCAUUCUCAUUUUGAUCAUUGUUAUGGUGAUCUUGGUAACAGCUGUUAACUUCAGAGGACAGUGCGCUAAUACAAAGGAAGAGGGUGUCAAAAACUACGUCUCUGUGAUAUCAGAAGGUCAUAUAAGCAACAUGGGAGAGAAGGAAAGCAUCAUGCUUGUCUCCAUGAGGACAAUAAACACAGACACUGACACAGAUUCACUGCGGAUCUCCUCCAUUUACAGUGCAGCACUGGACAACGAAGACCAAUAGCUCAGAAUCAGAGUAGGACUGAUUCAAUUCACUGAACAAAGCUGCCUUUUCAAGCUACUUUUCAGCAAUAACAGACCACAGUAUUAUUAAAAUGACACAGUUCUACAUUGUUGUACAAUUUGUCUCACAUUUGCAAUUUUUUUAUGCAAAAUUAAAUGAGCACAAAGAAUAAGCUAA